Messenger RNA from Dioscorea cayenensis subsp. rotundata (Guinea yam), 1146 nucleotides. RefSeq names its product transcription factor bHLH94-like. Gene Ontology annotation, molecular function: DNA-binding transcription factor activity, RNA polymerase II-specific; protein dimerization activity; RNA polymerase II cis-regulatory region sequence-specific DNA binding. The coding region runs from base 216 to 1136 and encodes 306 amino acids. The record is from RefSeq and is a predicted model, not a curated record. Gene Ontology annotation, biological process: regulation of transcription by RNA polymerase II. NCBI's taxonomy places the organism in Eukaryota, Viridiplantae, Streptophyta, Magnoliopsida, Dioscoreales, Dioscoreaceae. The transcript is spliced from 3 exons.
CACAUACACCUGUCUCUUCUUCUUCUGCAUGUUAUAUGUCACCUCUCUCUCUCUCUCUCUCUCCUAUUGUUUAAGUUUCUUGAAAGACUUUAAAAGCCCUAAACUGAGACCUUAAGUGGAAGCAGAGCUUGUGUGUCUUGGUGCCUUUAAAAGCCAAACAUGUGGGUCUCUUAGGAGUGUAUCACAUAGCAAAACACUCAAGUUUUAGCAAAACAAUGGCCUUAGAAGCUGCUGUAUUCUCACAAGAACUCUUUGCAUAUACAUGCAAAGAAUUGCUCACCAUUGGUGGAACAUGGAAUGAGUUUGGAGUCAUUGAAGAGGAGAAUAUGAUAAACAAUGAAGUUGGAGAGAGCCAAGAACAAUGGAGUGGAUGGAUGGAUGAGUUAUCCUCCAUUGUAGAAGAACAAAACUCUCCAUCCCCUGAAACUUGCAAGAAGGAAGAGUACUUCUUCAAUGAAACUUCAGCUUCCCGACAACGCCGACGUAGAGCAAGAACCUAUAAGAACAAAGAAGAGCUAGAGAACCAGAGAAUGACUCACAUUGCCGUCGAACGCAAUCGGCGGAAACUCAUGAAUGAGUACCUUGCUGUUCUCCGGUCACUCAUGCCUCCAUCCUAUGUCCAAAGGGGUGAUCAAGCAUCAGUGAUUGGCGGUGCAAUAAACUAUGUCAAAGAACUUGAGCAACUCCUCCAAUCUUUAGAAGCUCAGAAGUACAUGAAUCAAUGUUCAUCAUCCAGCUGCACCAUUACCCCCUUCACUGAUUUCUUCACCUUCCCACAGUACUCUUCAUCAACAUCAUCAUCUUCAUCUUCAUCUCAAGACCUGUUAGAAGAGACCAAAAAGAAGAAGAACAGUUCAUCAGCAAUGGCUGACAUUCAGGUAACAAUGGUGGAAAACCAUGCAAGCCUCAAGGUCCUCUCAAGAUCAAGACCAAAACAGCUCCUCAAAAUGGUCACUGGUCUUCAUAGUCUUCAUCUAACCAUCUUUCAUCUUAACUUGACCACCUUUGAUCAUAUGACAUUCUACUCAUUCAGUCUCAAGGUAGAAGAGGAAUGUCCGGCGACGUCCGCCGACGAGAUCGCCGGAGUUGUGCAUGAAAUGCUGGGGAGGAUUGAAGAAGAGCAGCUUAAUUUUUAGUCCAUAACCU